AUGGGGUGGUUCGCGCGCGGCGCCGAGCGCGCGGAUGAGGAUCCGGCGCUGGGGGCGACGCGACACACGACGCCGGCGGGGCGGUACUCGGUGGCGGUGCGCCUGGUGGAGGCGAAGAACCUGCAGGCGAUCACGGCGUUUAAUCUCAUGCAGACGUUGAUGAGCUUUCGGUUGAAGACGCAGACGUCGAGCGCGGAUCGGUUGCCGAACGUCGUGGGCAAGGUGCGGUUGGAACGCGCGGGAUUCGACGCGCAGAAGCGGAAGACGGUGGUGGAGAAGGAGACGGCGGCGCCGCUGUGGAAUCAAUUGUUUUAUUUUACCGAUGUAGAGCUGGCGUCGGAUGAGUUAGAGGCGUGUAACGUGGUGGUGAACGUGUGCGAUAAGUCGAGAAUCGGGAAGGACAUGGUGAUCGGGAGCGUGGAUAUCAACCUGGCGCAGGUGUAUCUCUCGGACUCGCACGAGAUUUGGAACGAGUGGUAUUCGUUGACGGAUUUUAGUGGGCGGCGAACGGGGAGUCAGGGCGAGUUGUGCCUGUGUGUGACGGUGUUGCACGAGGGUGACGCGCCGCCGUUGCACUUGGAUGAAAAAUUUAGCGACGACGAGGAAGCAGCGGUGGAAGUCGGCACGUUCGAGACGGAAGAGCAGCGGAAGAAGCGCAUCGCUCGCGCGGAGAAGAAAGCACACGAAAAGGCGUUGGCAGAGGCGGCGGAGCUACAGAGAAAGAAUAUUGUGCCGUAUGUUCUCAAGUGUAGCGUGCACAAUGGCAGGGAGUUUCCACGCAUGGAUAGAUUCGGUUCGGGAGGGCUCGACGCCUAUCUCAAGGUGACGUGUGGAUCGGCAAAACCCGCACAGACUCGCGUCAUUACGAGUGCCAAUCCUAAUUGGGAUGAGGAGAUCGUUCUGCGCCUCAUGGUGCCGGGCGGCGCUGACGGAUUGGACGCGAUGCCACCGCUGCGUCUGAGCGUGAUGGACAGAGACCUGACGUCACGAGACGAUCACGUCGCCUCGACCGUAAUUAGCUUGGCCGAUAUCGCGUUACGCCCAGUAGCGUACUCUAAGCCGAAGUGGUAUUGCUUCUAUGGAGGCUUACGAGGGAUGGAGAUCGCCUUCUUCUCGCGCAUGUCGAAAUUAGCGAAGAGAAUGAAUGCGGGAUACGUGGACGGAGCGGCUUACAGAGGCCGAGCGUUGAUAUCGUUUACGUUGGAGCCUGAGAACCGGAAAAAUGCAUUCGUCCGUGCGAAGAAGAAACUCCCCAGCGUUCUUGACAAGAUGGGCAGAGAGUGGCACUGCUUCCUCCACUCACAAGUUUUGUCGGUGGAGCUUUUCCAAACAAACGCGACGGGUAAGAUGUUGAACGUCGAUGUUGGCAUGGGUUUAAGUUCCACAUCCUCCCCGAACGUUCUACUGUACGGUGAAGGCGGAUCGCUUAGCGGCGAGUGUUACGCGAACGUGCGGUGUACGUUGGCCCCGCUCACGAUUAAGAUUCCGAUGCCAUUUGAUGGUCCACUCGCUGGCACUGGAUCGCCGGAUGUUUUCGUGAACGUCAACGUGAUGAGCUCGAGCGGAAGUCGACGUGUAGGCUUCUGUCGCAUUCCCGUAUCACAGCUGAUGCCCGUGAACGAAUCGCUUCGACCAAUGGCAACACCGACCACUGCGGAGUUUCCGUAUGGAUGGACCGUCCAAGGCUGGUUCACUCUCCGAGCGGACGCGCUUAGCUGUCACAAAAUGGGGAAAAGUAGACGCGCAGAGAACGUCAAGCCGAUCGGGCAAGUCCUUCUACGCCUUAUGAUUCGUGGCUCUACGACUGCGAAGAAUAUGACUGGCGCAGAUUACGACAUUUCCCUCGAUUUCAAUGAUGCGCAAUCGAUGGCUUCUGACGUCGCAGAUGCCCAAGAGGAUAGACGCAAGCAGUUAGAAAAGAAGGCUGAGGUUCGUGGUGCACGUGUUGCGGCGCAAAUGGAGCACGAGUUCAUCGAUCCUCUUCCAACCCGAAAGUUUAUGCUUCGCAUGCAACUGUUCCAGGCGCGCGAUUUACCAGCUGCUGACGCCCAUGGAUCUAGCGACCCAUUUGCCGUGCUGCGAGUCGGCCGUAGCAUCGCGGAGACGCAGGUCGUUAAGUCGACAACGUCACCAUCCUGGUUCAGAGAACUGUUCGUUGCGGUCGAUCUUCCGCUCGUCGUCAAAGACAAGAAACGCAUGCCAGACGGCACAUUGGUUACCGACGAUGAAGAGAGCGACUCAGAGGAAGAGAAGCUCGUGCUCGACGCCACUGGCAUAGUGGCCGAUCUCGCUUCAUCUGACUCGGAGGCUGAUCAACCACGAUUCAAUGCCGAUAUUGAGAUGGGGGCUGCCGCGCCGAAGAAGGCGAAGCAAAAAUUUGUUGGGAAAAGUUCCGGCGCCGCCGGACAAGAAUUCGAAGGUAUCGCUUGGUGGGCUGCUCCAUCGUUGAACAUCAUGGUAUUCGACAAAGAUGAAGGCUACUUCUUCGGCGAUAACGAUCCGUUAUCUGUGCUUUCAUUGCCACUGAUUCACCCCGCUCAACUAGAGGCUGAGCGCCGUGGAGACGACAACUUUAGCGUCAUGGCCUCCUCAAUCCUUUCGUUUUACUCCAAGUUUAGCUUGGAAUCGAACUUACCAGAUCGCUACGACCAGAUUGCAGACUAUGAGGUUGGCGCACUGUCGAACGAACCUGAGUGGUAUCCGAUGCGUCAGCUGAAUCCUCAAAAGGGUCUGAGCGUGUCUCCAAUCGACGCAGGCGGUUACAUACUGAUGCACUACGAGCUACUGCCGGCGCCCGUGGAAGGCAUCGCAAAGUUUGCGGGCAUUUACGACAAGUCAUUCAGAUCACUCUCAAUGAUGAAACUGAACUCUGCCGUGAAGCCGCUCGAGGAUACGUAUGGAAUGACCGCCAUCGCGGUGGAUAUCGUGGUGCUCGGGGUGCGGGGACUGACGCCGUACCGAGGGUCCGCGCCGUAUCGCCCGUCCGUCGAGUUCGAGCUGAACGGAGUCACGCCGCUGUACUUUGGUUCCACAAGCCACAUGGCGCGUUCUAAACCUCAAAUGUAUCCGACUGGAGCCAACGCGAACAUGAAGGGCGAAAUACUCACACUGCGAGGUAUGCUCACAAAGCUGGCCAAGGUUCGCCUCAGUCUAUCGAUCCGCGUACUCGAUGGGCGAGGAGCGUCGCAGCAUAUCAUUGCGACGAACGAACACCCUCUUAAAAUUCGCGAUUCCGAAAAGGCUGAGGAUGAGGAAGCGUUCGUUAGCAAGCUGAAGAGCAUAAAAGUCAAAGAGCUCACCGCGGAGGAGAAACGUGAGAGACAAAUGGCGGAGAUGUCAGAGACGGUUUCCCAUUCAGAGAUGACUUUUGGCACGAACACAACCCUAUACAUGGAUGACUCUGAGACGGCAACUUUCGAUUACAGCGACGAAGAAAUGUCUUCCAACAGCUCAUUUGGCGGUUCAGGGGUAGGCACGGCGCAGACGGAUAACAAAUUCUCGACCAUGAAAAGUCUGAAUGCGACAAAGAGCAUGAAGAGCAUGAAGAGCAUGAAGAGCAUGAAGAGCAUGAAGAGCAUGAAGAGCAUGAAGAGCAUGAAGAGCAUGAAGAGCAUGAAGAGGAGGGGAUUCAAUGUCGAUCCGAAUGUGCACCCAUCGAGUUUCAAGCUCGUUCGUAAGAUGGACGGGAGCCGAGAAUAUGUUCCGCUCAGGGACGUGACAAAACUGAAAGAUCGUCGGACUUUGCCAUCUAUAUUUGAGGGCGAAGAAGACUCUGCUUCAGAAUCGUCUGAUUCAAACGCAACGGAGCUGAGCGGCGAAGGCACCAUUCAUUCCUACGUGAGUGUGAGUGAAAGCGAAAGCGACGAUCUCUUCGACGACAGGGACAAAUCUGGUUCUGAUUCAGAGAAAGAAAUUGAAGUAGUUGAAGCGUCUGAAUCCGAACCUGAAGACGAAGUUGCCAUCACUUUCGACGAUGGCACUGGGAAAAUUCCGGAAUGGAUGAAAGGAAGAAUGAUGAUCGCUGGUGGUCUACUCGAAGAUGAACUUGCCCCUCUCACAUUCAUGUCUAUCCCCGUGUAUCACGCCAAGGACUUUGCUGAUAAUACAUCCGAGAAGGAGCUCGCUGGAUUCGUAAAGUGUGCGUUGCGAAGUGUCCCUCUCACUGAAGAUGUGAGCUUCGUCGCCGAAAAUCUCCUCUCGAAAAAGCCGAAUAAACGGACGACAAUGAUGGAGAUGCUCAACAAAAAGGCAAAGCAACAGCGGAUCGAGAAGAGUCACAGGCGCGAGUUGGCCAGAUGGCAACCAGAAGAAGAAUUCGCCACGAUGUCCAAAGAAGAACUACUUGAGACCCAACGCCUCGCCGGCGGCGGAGACUUAGCCGCUCCACCCACCGAAGUGACGAUUCGACUGUACGCAAUUCGAGGAAGAGAUCUUCGCACUUCGGAUCCCUCAGGUUUAUGUGAUCCGUAUCUCGUUGUCAACCUGCGUGGGGUGAAGAAGAGUUACGGAAAGCGUGACGACCAUGUGAGGCGCACGCUUUCACCCUGGUUCUACAAGUCUUUCCAAGUCUCCACGGAGGUGCCUGGUAACUCGAUCCUUGACGUCCAUGUGUGGAAUUGGGAUAAACGAGGGAAAGACGUCCUGAUUGGUACGGUUUCUGUCGACGUUGAGGACAGGUUUUUCUCGCAAAUAUGGGCGCAAAAUCUAUCGGAUAAGCCUCCUUUGGAAGUAAGACCGAUUCUUCUUCCAGAUAGCAACGCACCGCAAGGCUAUCUCGAAAUGUUUGUAGAGAUUCACGAGGGCGCGAACCCCCCUGAAAUGUUCAAUUUGCAACCGCCGCCGGUAAUGGAGGCCGAGCUGCGAUGCGUCACCUUCAACGCGCGCAAAAUGGUGAACAAGGACGUCGGAGGAAAGAACGAUCUUUUCUUCAAACUUUCUCUGGUAGGACUCGAUCGCACGCAGACUCGUUUCUCUGAAAACCAGGAGACAGACACGCACUGGUUUGCAACGGAUGGCCGAGGCAGCUUCAACUUCAGAAACGUGUUCAAGUUGGAACUGCCAGUGUCUCGAGCUGCGCUGCGAAUAUCGGCGUACGAUAGAGACUUGUUCAGUGCGAACGAUGCCAUCGGAGAGGUGACGAUCCCGCUCACUGGGAUGUGUCGACAGCUCAUGCGUGCUGUGGAGAACUCCCCUGAUGGAGAACUGGCAAACGAGGCAACCAUCGAGUUCAAAUCUUCGUUUGAGGAAACCUAUACGAACUUCAAUCUCUUCGACGGCGUCGCGGAAGGAAAAUGGCUCAAGCUGUAUCACCCGAGCAAGCCGCUUGAGUGUCAAGGUGAGGUUGAAAUCAUGCUGUCUCUGAUGCCGCAGCGUAAAGCGGAUGCCCGUCCCGUGGGCAGAGGACGUGACGCGCCGAACAGAGACCCGCAACUCAGAGAGCCCGUUCGCGCCAGGCUGAGCCUGAUGGAUCCGCUCGGGUCUCUCUCGCUGAUUUUGGGGCCCGAAAUGAUGCGCAAGAUCGUCGUCGUCGGGUGCUGCCUCAUGUUCCUCGCCAUGUUUGCUGGUUUAGCCGUGUUCAUCAUCAACGAUUUCGUCGGCGCGUACGUUCAGAUCGCCGUUCAAAAUCAAGCGAAGAAAUUUGGACUCGUGCAAGGCAAUUCACCCGCUCCGGCCCCGGUGCCCAUCGGACGCCGUUAG
Messenger RNA from Ostreococcus tauri, 5697 nucleotides. Its product is annotated as C2 calcium-dependent membrane targeting. The record is from RefSeq and is a predicted model, not a curated record. Bases 1 to 5697 code for a protein of 1898 amino acids. Gene Ontology annotation, biological process: plasma membrane organization. NCBI's taxonomy places the organism in Eukaryota, Viridiplantae, Chlorophyta, Mamiellophyceae, Mamiellales, Bathycoccaceae. The transcript has a single exon.